Messenger RNA from Peromyscus californicus insignis, 321 nucleotides. Its product is annotated as 60S ribosomal protein L36-like. The record is from RefSeq and is a predicted model, not a curated record. Gene Ontology annotation, biological process: cytoplasmic translation. The coding region runs from base 1 to 321 and encodes 106 amino acids. Gene Ontology annotation, cellular component: ribosome; cytosolic large ribosomal subunit. NCBI's taxonomy places the organism in Eukaryota, Metazoa, Chordata, Mammalia, Rodentia, Cricetidae. Gene Ontology annotation, molecular function: structural constituent of ribosome. The transcript has a single exon.
AUGGCCCUGCGCUACCCCAUGGCCGUGGGCCUCAACAAGGGCCACAAGGUGACAACGAAGAACGUCAGCAAGCUGAGACAAAGCCGGCGCCGCGGGCACCUCACCAAGCACAUCAUGUUUGUGUGGGACAUGAUCCGGGAGGUGUGCGACUUCUCUCCCUAUGAGCGGCGCGCCAUGGAGCUGCUCAAGGUGUCCAAGGACAAGCGCAUGCUCAAGUUCAUCAUGAAGAGGGUGGGCACGCACAUCCGCACCAAGAGGAAGCACGAGGAGCUGAGCAACGUGCUGGCUGCCAUGAGGAAGGCUAUGGCCAAGAAGGACUGA